CAAAUGUAAUUUUGCUUUGCUUAGUUGUCAUACUUCUACGACGCAUUCCAUCUAUGAGGGGCCUGUUGCGGCGGUGUAUUCACAAUUUGAUUCAUACAUCGAAAUUUCGUUAACGCAGAGAGAGCCUCUUAUUGCUAGUGUAUCUCAAUUGAGUGACGUUGCGUUGUCGUCUUGUUGACGUUACUAGAACCCACGAGCCGUAGGAAGGACCCAACGCCGUGGAUUCUAUUAUGUUUCUUUGUCCCGUGCAACUACUGGCUGUAUGUUCUGGUCACAUGUGAUUGUUAGAUCGCGCUGCGCAUACGUUCCCUUUACGUGUGCGACACGUCUGCAUGCGUUGCAGACGUUGGAUAGCCUGCCUGCAUCCUAAUUCCCUUUCUAUUUUGAGACGUUUUUGGCGUCCAUUCGGGGCCUCGGCUUGCGAUUGCGCUACUACAUCAGCCAUUUGUCUUUAGGCUUCAAACGUGAACGCAGCAAGACGUGUUCUACAUCAAUCAUAGAUCAAAAUGGUUGUUGAAGUUACACCCACUUCAAAUAUUAUUGACGAGAGCAAUAUGAAGGCUCUACAAAUCGAAGAUGGGGACUGGCGUAAAGGCCUGAAGGUACCCCCAAAGGAUCGUCGCGUACGGACUACAGACGUUACCGACACGAAAGGCACAUCUUAUGAGGACUUUUGUUUAAAACGUGAGCUUCUAAUGGGCAUUUUUGAAAUGGGUUGGGAGGAACCUUCGCCUAUUCAGGAAGAGGCUAUCCCUAUGGCAAAAAUGGGCCGAGACGUGCUAGCCAGAGCAAAGAACGGAACUGGUAAAACUGGUGCAUACAGUAUUCCAGUACUUAAUGCGAUAGAUGACAAAAUGGACAGCAUACAGGCUCUAAUUUUGGUCCCAACCCGUGAGCUGGCUUUGCAGACGGCUAAAGUAUGUUUGCAAUUAGCAAAACAUACCCUCGUUAAAGUCGGUGUGUUAAUUGGUGGUAACCUUGUACAGGACGAUGUAAAACGGGCACAUCAUGGUGCACAUGUGCUGGUAGCUACCCCGGGCCGUGCCCUCGAUAUUCUCAAACACAAUGACAUCUGUUGCGACAAUAUUGAUAAGGUUGUGCUUGAUGAGGCUGACAAGAUGCUAUCAAAAGGCUUCCUACAGGCGACCGAAGAAUUGAUGGAGCUACUGCCGAAGCGCAAGCAAAUUCUUCUGUUCUCGGCAACGUUCCCGAUGGAGGUGCAGUCGUUCGUUAAGAAGUACUGCAGCAAAGAUUGUAAAAUUAUCAAUAAGAUGACCGAGUUAACCCUCAAAGGUGUCACUCAAUACUAUGCGUACGUCCAUGAGAGCCAAAAGGUCCAUUGCCUGAACACGUUAUUCUCGAGGCUGCGAAUCAACCAGGCGAUUAUCUUUUGUAAUUCACAGCAGCGCGUCGAGCUGCUGGCGAAGAAGAUCACUGAUUUGGGUUAUUCAUGCUAUUAUAUUCAUUCGAAGAUGCAGCAACAACACCGCAAUCGAGUUUUCCACGACUUUCGUGAAGGUCAAUGUCGUAACCUCGUUUGCACCGAUCUGAUCACCCGCGGUGUUGAUGUUCAGGGAGUGAACGUCGUUAUCAACUUUGACUUUCCACACCAUACAGAGACGUAUCUGCAUCGUAUCGGCCGAUCUGGUCGAUUCGGCCACCUGGGUAUCGCCGUAAACCUCAUCACUGAGAAGGACCGUGACAACCUUGUCAUGGUCGAACGCGAACUCAACACUAGGAUUGAACCUAUACCGAAGCAGAUUGACACCAAACUAUACGUGGCGGAAUCGCACCUCGAUUCAGUGGACUCGCAGCUUGACACGAUGUAGACGCUGAGGUUACUUUGAGAAAAUAACAUCAACAACAUUUAGGGCUGGUAGGGGUUCCAGGACAUUUAUGAUUUUUCAUGGUAUGAGAGCCCUUUUCUACAUCCGUGUGUCCAGUCAAUUACCAAUUGUCUCUUAGCCCUGUCACGUCAUGCAGCAAUUGUACCUGUUCUACGCUAGUUGUCGGAGGACCACAAACAUAACCCAACAAAACUUUACUCUAUAUAAAUAUACAUGUACUUAUAUACAUAUACCGAUCUAUAUAUUAAUAUACAUUUGCUAUAUAU
Molecule: messenger RNA, 2113 nt
Organism: Varroa destructor (honeybee mite)
Lineage: Eukaryota; Metazoa; Arthropoda; Arachnida; Mesostigmata; Varroidae
Product: putative ATP-dependent RNA helicase DDX6
Molecular function (GO): nucleic acid binding; RNA helicase activity; ATP binding
Source: RefSeq, a predicted model, not a curated record